Molecule: messenger RNA, 1643 nt
Organism: Marmota flaviventris (yellow-bellied marmot)
Lineage: Eukaryota; Metazoa; Chordata; Mammalia; Rodentia; Sciuridae
Gene: Znf385d
Product: zinc finger protein 385D
Cellular component (GO): nucleus
Molecular function (GO): nucleic acid binding; zinc ion binding
Source: RefSeq, a predicted model, not a curated record
AAAGCUUCCGGAGAGCCAUGGUUGGUCCAGGCAGGCAAUCGGAGCACCUCAUGGAGAGGCUGCGAACCGGGGGUGGAGUGAGGUGGGGUGGGGGGGUCUGUUUGUAGUACUCUCAGUCCUGAUGUCACAGGCUCGGCAAGGACAUCGCAAGGAGGAGUCGGAUUACAGUAAGGAUGGGCAGUGCAGCAGGCAGCCCGAGCGCACGCUCCAGCCGCCGGGGACCAUAGCCCUGGACAGGCAGCCCGUGAGGCGCUUAUCCCGCGGAGGAGGCAAGCUGGGCGCUCACUGCUCGCCGCGCUGGGGACGUUUCCGCCGAGUGUAGCAUGAAACGGCUCUGCUCUGCGUGUCAGCCUGGGGUGCGAGCUGAUGCUGAAGACGCUGCGGUGGGGUUUCAGCUGUCUGAUUAAUGAGAAACAUAAUGUAUUUUGGUGGUACAUGCCAGAGUCCUGCUCUCCCAGCCCUGGUCCGUCCACCAGCCCCUCCUUUGCAACCAUCGCUGGAUAUUAAACCAUUUCUUCCCUUUCCUCUUGACACUGCGGCUGCAGUCAACCUCUUCCCCAAUUUUAAUGCAAUGGACCCGAUUCAGAAAGCUGUAAUAAAUCAUACAUUCGGGGUUCCUCUUCCUCAUCGAAGAAAGCAAAUCAUAUCAUGCAACAUUUGCCAGUUGAGAUUUAAUUCCGAUAGCCAGGCUGCGGCCCACUACAAAGGCACGAAACAUGCCAAGAAGCUCAAAGCACUGGAAGCCAUGAAAAAUAAGCAGAAAUCUGUAACUGCCAAGGACAGCGCAAAGACUACCUUCACCACCAUCACUACCAAUACCAUCAAUACCAGCUCUGACAAAACAGACAGUACUGCAGGGACACCAGCAAUAUCAACGUCGACAAGUGUGGAAAUCCGCAAAAGCAGUGUUAUGACACCUGAGAUCACCUCUAAAGUGGAGAAGAGCCCCACGACAGCCACUGGCAACAGCUCGUGUCCUACUACGGAGACUGAGGAAGAAAAGGCAAAACGGCUUCUUUACUGUUCGCUAUGCAAGGUCGCUGUCAACUCCGCCUCACAGCUGGAGGCGCACAACAGUGGUACUAAGCACAAAACCAUGCUAGAAGCCCGAAAUGGAAGUGGGACUAUCAAAGCCUUUCCUCGGGCAGGAGUGAAAGGCAAAGGACCUGUCAAUAAGGGAAACACGGGACUCCAGAACAAAACGUUUCACUGUGAAAUCUGUGAUGUGCAUGUCAACUCAGAAACACAACUUAAACAGCACAUUAGCAGUAGAAGGCACAAAGACAGAGCUGCUGGGAAGCCCCCCAAACCGAAAUACAGUCCUUACAACAAACUACAAAAGACAGCACAUCCGCUGGGGGUGAAAUUAGUAUUUUCAAAAGAACCUUCAAAGCCAUUGGCUCCCAGAAUUCUACCCAAUCCCCUGGCAGCUGCAGCAGCUGCUGCAGCUGUGGCAGUGAAUUCUCCCUUCAGUCUCCGAACUACUCCAGCAGCCACGCUGUUUCAGACCUCUGCACUCCCUCCAGCACUCCUGCGGCCAGCGCCAGGACCCAUUCGGACCACCCACACUCCUGUGCUGUUUGCUCCCUACUGAAUUCCAAACAGGAGUCAUUGUACUGCAAUAAUUUUUCAAAAAACAAAAA